Messenger RNA from Talpa occidentalis (Iberian mole), 1065 nucleotides. RefSeq names its product vomeronasal type-1 receptor 4-like. Lineage: Eukaryota; Metazoa; Chordata; Mammalia; Eulipotyphla; Talpidae. Gene Ontology annotation, cellular component: membrane. Gene Ontology annotation, molecular function: pheromone receptor activity. Bases 1 to 1065 code for a protein of 354 amino acids. The record is from RefSeq and is a predicted model, not a curated record. Gene Ontology annotation, biological process: G protein-coupled receptor signaling pathway. The transcript is spliced from 2 exons.
AUGGGGCGUCUAGGGGCCUCCCUGCUGGUGAGACAGCGCCGGGGGCUCCACGGGUCUCUGGUCCUGGCAGAAAGCCCGUCAGAGCCGGUGGGGAGGAGACGGUCCCCGACACAGCGGCCGCUGACAACUGACAGGAUGGACACCCGGGAUUUGGUGGUUGGGACUGUUCUGUUAUUAAAAAGUAUAAUCGGGCUUCUGGGGAAUCUCUCUCUCCUUUCCCAUCAGCUCUUCCUCUACCUCACCGGCUGUAGGCCGAGGGCCACAGAUUUGGCUGUCAAGAACCUGAUUGUGGCCAAUUUCUUGGUCCUGUUCUCCAGUGGAAUCUGCUAUCCAGUGGAACUGUUCGCAUGGUAUCAUAUCUUCACCAACUUUGGUUGUAAAUUUUUUCUCUAUGUUCGCCAAGUGGGCAUGGGCGUGUCCAUGGGCACCACCUGCCUCCUGAGUGUGGUCCAGGCCGUCACCAUCAGCCCCCAGGGCUCCAGGUGGGCAAGGCUGAGAGAGAAAGCUCCCAGGUGCAUCCUCCCCUGUGUCGCCCUGUGCUGGGUUGUAAACCUGCUGGUUAAUGUCAUCUAUCCCGUGUUUUUCUCAAACACUUUGAGUCGCGGGAACAUCUCAAACACUAAGAGUUUUGGACACUGCUCUGUGGUUCGCUUUGACCAAAUCACAGACUCUUUAUUUGCAGCUUUGCUCUCGAGCCCCAAAGUCCUGUGUGUGGGGCUCAUGGUCGGGGCCAGCGGCUCCAUGGUGUGCACCCUGUACCGGCACAGGCAGCGGGUCCGGCACCUUCAAAGGAGCAGUGCCUCCUCCACGUGCUCCCCGGAGUCCAGAGCCACCCGCACCAUCCUGCUGCUGGUGAGCACCUUCGUCUUCUUUUACACCGUCUUCUCCAUCUUCCAGCUGUCCUUGACUCUCUUCCACAAUCCUGACUUGUUGCUUGUGACUAUUACUGCAGUCAUCAGCACCUCCUUCCCGGCCAUCAGCCCCUUUUUGCUCAUGAGCCAGGACCCCAGCGUGUCCAGGUUCUUCUCCGCCUGGAGAAGAAACCUAAAGGCCCCUCAUCUGUGA